Messenger RNA from Vespa velutina, 1718 nucleotides. It is a transcript of the gene EloB, whose product is annotated as elongin-B. The record is from RefSeq and is a predicted model, not a curated record. The coding region runs from base 144 to 494 and encodes 116 amino acids. Gene Ontology annotation, cellular component: VCB complex; elongin complex. Gene Ontology annotation, biological process: transcription elongation by RNA polymerase II. The transcript is spliced from 3 exons. Lineage: Eukaryota; Metazoa; Arthropoda; Insecta; Hymenoptera; Vespidae. Gene Ontology annotation, molecular function: protein binding.
CAGUGUAUAUGUGUGUACAGUCUUAUUUUAACCUUUCAUUUAUAAUCUGAAGGUCUUCAAGUAAACAUAAUAUCAUUGAACCUCAGAAACAGUGUAAAAUAUUAUUUCUCUUUAAUACAUUUAGUUACAAAAUUAAAUCCGUGAUGGACGUAUUUUUGAUGAUCAGGCGAAAAAAUACCACGAUUUUUACGGAUGCAAACGAUAAUACAACAGUUCACGAACUUAAAAAAAUUAUUGAAGGUAUUUUGAAAGUACCACCAGCAAAUCAACAACUAUUUAACAAAGAUAAUGUUGUUAUGUCUGAUUCUAAAUACCUGUCAGAUUAUGGAUUGACAUCUAUAACUGCAAAAGCACAAUGUCCUGCAUUGAUAGGAUUAGCUAUACGUCAAGAAAAUGGCCAUUUCGAACCACUUGAAAUGACUCCAUUUUCACUACCGCCUGAUCUUCCGGACGUUAUGAAGGGUUGUGAACCUAAUGGUUCAGAAUCUCCUUGAAGUUAUAUAAACUAUAUUGUGAAUCAAUUGAUAAAGAAGUAUUGUGUUUGAUACAGUUUAAUAUUCAUGAGAAAGACCUUUCUAAAUGCUGAAGAUUUUAUGAAACCAGGAUGUGAAUAAUAGAGACAUACAAGUUCUUACAUUUAUGCGAAGUGUCUUAGGAAUUUCUCACUUCUUCUAGAGAGAAAAAAAAAACAGGUAGUUGCAAUACUUCCAGGUCUUUGUGAACAAGCAAGUACUUUUUUUGUACUUGAAUAAUUAAAUCAGGAUGCUAAUAAAUGUCAAAAAGUACAUGUUCACAGUCCUGUAUGUUAACCAAAUUUAAUCUUAAUUAGCUAUGAAAUUGUCUUGAAGUUUUGUUACAGUUACAGAAAUAUAAUAAAUACCUCAUUCGCUUAUAUUUAAUUUAUGACUAAUAGUUUAUAUUUUAUGUUAUGAUAAUUUUUUUGUAACGCUAUCACACCCUUAUGAUACUUUUUUUAAUAGUUUUUAUUUAGUUCUGAUCUACUAAAUAUGUAUUUUACAUUACAUCACAUUCAAUCACACUAUCAAUCUUUAUCUUGUGAUAUAGAAAAAAAAAAAAAAAAAAAAAAAAAAAAAAAAAUGGGUUGUCUUAUUUAAUAUAAAAAUUGAAUAAUUUUUAGUAUAAAUAAAUUUCUUUACACAAAGUAAAAUUAUUUAAUAUAUGAUGACAUAUAAAUAUAUAUCAUUUUAAUAAGUCAUACAUAUUUGAAGAAUAUAUUGUGUCAAAUUGACUACUAUAUUAAAUAUAAAAUAAUUUUGCUUUUAAAUUAUAUUAUGCUUUGUAGACUGUUAUUUCGUUCACUUUAUCUGAAUUACAUUCUGUAUUCAACCAUCAUUACUUAUAGUAUUGUUAUGUGGUGUUAUCAUGAGUGAAAUCUCAUAAACAAGUUGAAAAUUGAAGAUAACAUUAUUGGACAUAAUUUGAUUUGGACUUGAAUUGAAUGUGUAUAAUAUUCACUUCUCAUAUAGUAAUAUUGUUGUAACAUUUUUUCUCUUCUUCAUUCAAUAUGCAGAUAUGUAUUUAUGCAUCAGAUUUAUAUAGGAACAUUUGGAGUGGCAUGUAAAAUAUUUGUAAAUGAGUUAUGUUAUUUUGUAUUACAUUGUUUACAAAAAUUACAAAUUGCAUUUUCCAAGAAUUGUAAAGUAAAUUAAGCCAUAAAAGGUUGUUCUCACAAAAUAUACAAUGUACUUUAUAAGUUA